Messenger RNA from Ceratitis capitata (Mediterranean fruit fly), 1850 nucleotides. RefSeq lists its product as hypothetical. Gene Ontology annotation, cellular component: extracellular region. NCBI's taxonomy places the organism in Eukaryota, Metazoa, Arthropoda, Insecta, Diptera, Tephritidae. The coding region runs from base 238 to 1476 and encodes 412 amino acids. Gene Ontology annotation, molecular function: Toll binding; growth factor activity. The record is from RefSeq and is a predicted model, not a curated record. Gene Ontology annotation, biological process: regulation of Toll signaling pathway; innate immune response; central nervous system formation. The transcript has 4 exons.
ACGGAACUAGUUCCACUUUUUGGGGAAUAUAAAGAAAGAAUAAGAAAUCUCAUUUAUGUAGUGCUUAACUAAAAUGAAAAUUAAAGAAAACAAGUGUUAAGUAGAAGCAAGUACAGAAAUAUAUGUGGAGAAAAGUGUAUUUUAAAGUACAAUAACUGGAAAUCAAUUUCGAAAAGAAACUGGAAAAUAAUUUUAAGUGCAUAAAACUCAGUAGUAGUUUUAUUAAAUUCCGUUGCAAUGGAUUACCGUUUACUAUUGAAAAUUUUUUGCAUCUCGCUUAUCGCCGUUGAUACAUCAGCGCAAGCGCAAAACGAUUAUGGCGAAGAGCCACCAGAAGGUUAUUACGCUUUUGUCGAAUCACCAAAUUCGGUACCGCCAAAAGUACGUCCACCACCCUACACGCACGUCAGUGCGGAUUGUAAAAAUGUAGGCGGCAACAAAAAGGCUGCUGUGUCGGUCAACAACAUUUGCGGUGAUCUAAACAAGGGGCAAAUACCACAAAAUCCUAUGAGGCAAAAUGUGCUGGGAGAACCAUAUCCAUUUGAAUUAAUACGCAAUCAGACGCUGAAAUUUUUAUCCAAGACUUUGCCUGUGCUCAAAGCUGACGACACUCUGCCGAAGGUGACACAAAUUAUACGUGAUGAACCGGUCGAUCAAGUGGAAAAUAACAAUAUCGAUCGACACUAUAGUACACGCGCGAAACGUUCGACGCCACCACAACCGCAAAGUCAGCCAAGAAAUGAGGGACACGAAUUCGGCUAUUACGAUCCGGCAUUGGACGAAGAGCAGCGGGAAAAUAAUCGCGUAACGGAGGAACGAAAACCACGCAAAUUUUGCGAUGGUGGCGGUGUCUUCUGCACAUUGUAUCGCGCCAUACAAGGUGACACUUCGACUACACCACAAGCCACUGCCGAGCGACGCGAAGAAGUCGGACCUAUACGUUACGAAGGCCCACCAACACCCUGUCCAGCUAAAGUUGAGUACGCCACACCGGUGUUCGCGAAAAAUUACCAGGGUUUCUGGCGUUAUGUAGUGCAAAUUCCAUAUGAAGGCUAUUUCACACAAACCGUCGAGGUCACACGUUGCAUACAAGCACGUUGUCAUUACCUAGAUGGCGGCUGUUUGUCAUCACCGCGUUGGGUUAGCUUACUUGUUGCGGAAAUUUUCUAUCCAAAUGCCGAGGAGGCCGUGCCAACCACAUCAACGACUACACCAGCACCAUCCGUACAAGAUUUCCAGGCAUAUCAACAAUAUCUACAGAAGCGUGCCGGUGUAGCUACUGCCUCUGACGGCACCAGCCAUAGUAAUAAUGGCAAUUCACCCGAUUAUAAUCAACAUUGCGAUGGACACGAUGAAAUUGGUUGCUUCCAAGUGCGUCUGUACUAUGAUUGGUUUUUGAUACCGGGUUCAUGCAAAUGCUGGCGUCCUGAUUACUUUGCCAAAUAUGUGCGCAGAAAAUCUGUUGCGGAUUUGUAAAUCAUUGAGUCCUUUUAGAGUAUGUAGAUAAAUACUCAUAAACAUACUGUAUGUCGAGAUCACAUAUCAAAUGUCAUCUUCAUAAAUUAACUCAUAAUAGACUUACUCAUGCUGUCCUGCCUCUGAAUCUUGCAUUUAAACGUAAAUAUGUAUUAAUUUAAUAUAUACUCGUAUAUUAUUCAAUUAGUUUUACCGGAGCGAAGGCGUUACUUGAAGCUUUCAUUCUAAAAUUCCAAUUGUAGUGAAGUCUAAGCCAUUGGCUUUCACGAAUUCGGGAAUUUUCAGAGUUUUAACUUCACAACUACUAACAUUUAUAUUUACUGUUUAAUUUAGGAUUUUAUUUAAAACCACUUAAGCUAAAAACUUUUAAAAAA